Molecule: messenger RNA, 2198 nt
Organism: Acanthaster planci (crown-of-thorns starfish)
Lineage: Eukaryota; Metazoa; Echinodermata; Asteroidea; Valvatida; Acanthasteridae
Product: V-type proton ATPase subunit E-like
Biological process (GO): proton transmembrane transport
Cellular component (GO): proton-transporting two-sector ATPase complex, catalytic domain
Molecular function (GO): proton-transporting ATPase activity, rotational mechanism
Source: RefSeq, a predicted model, not a curated record
AUUGACUGUGGUGGUAAUAGCUUACACUGGCUUACGCUGGGGAUGAGUGCUACACUAUUGUCUUACUCCUAGACUUCUGCAUUGUUAUAUCGCAAUAAAUGUCGGAUACGCUUCUCAACCUGACUAAACUACAGUCGUCUUGUCCGUUUGACUGAGAAAGCGUAUCUUUGUCAAGUCCUUGUAGUUUUGUAGGCCUAUCUCUCUCUUCUUGCCUCAAAUUUAGGGCCGUGUUUCCCCCCAAUAUUUGUCAGUUGCUUCAACAUGUCACAAAACGAUGCUGAAGUUCAAAAACAGAUUCAUCACAUGAUGGCCUUUAUUGACCAGGAGGCCAGAGAAAAAGCUGAAGAAAUUGAGGCCAAGGCAGAGGAAGAAUUUCAGAUAGAGAAAGGAAGACUUGUCCAGCAACAACGUCUAAAAAUCAUGGACUACUAUGAACGCAAGGAGAAAAACUUGGAGUUACAGAAAAAGAUCCAGCAGUCUAACAUGCUGAACCAGGCCCGGCUCAAAGUCCUCAAGUGUCGUGAAGAUCACAUCUUGGCACUCCUAGAGGAAGCCCGUCAGCGCCUGGGGGAAGUGGUCAAGGACCGCGACAGGUACGGCAAGAUCCUGAAGGGUCUGCUUGGACAGGGACUCUACCAGCUGAUGGAGAAGAAGAUGACUGUGCGCUGUAAAGAAGGCGACCUGCAGCUUGUCAAGGAGCAGAUGAAGGCCGCUCUGGCCGACUACAAGAAGGAAACGAAUAAGGACUGUGAAGUCAUCUUUGACACAACAAAUUUCCUGGGUGCUGACGUCACUGGUGGUAUUGAGAUGUUUACAGACAACAGCAAAAUCAAAGUCACCAAUACUUUAGAGAGUCGGUUAGACCUUAUGAGCCGUCAGAUGCUACCCGAGAUGAGGAAGACAUUGUUUGGAGCCAACCAAAACCGGAAAUUUGAGGACUAAAUGGAAGUGGGGUAUCAUCCCACACAAAUCUUCUGUCACAUUGUUUGUAGUUACCCUAACCUAGAAAUACAUCUCCUUUGUAAAAAGAGUAAUAUAUUUUAUCUUCGGUGUUGGUAUCUAGAAAUUCGUGCUCUGUGUACCAAAUCUAUUUCUUCUCUCGUAGUGGAUGAGCUAAAAUAUAUUAGUUUUAUUGUCACUUAUUGGGGCAGAAUUUUAAAGCUACAUUGACAGCAAUUAAAUCUAGAAUUGGAAAUAAAUGGAGGAAAUCAAAGAAUUAGGUUUUUUUGGGGGGGGGAGCAGGAGGGGGCAUUUCGUAAAAAUUCACAUUUUCCUUGUUUAUGAAUUUCUGACCAAGUGUGGCCAAGAUACCAGUAUUGAUUUUAAGUUUUUAAGACAUUUGAACGUACAAUAAAUUCAGGACAUAGGGAAGACAAGACCUCAUGAUGCAAACAGUUUUAUUUGUUCAGUUUGCUGCAGUACUAACUUUAAUGUUAAAGGAAUGUCCAAAAGGUUGAAGUGCUGGUGAUUGGUUUGUAGAGCACUCUAAAUGGAACCCUGAAGAAAAAUUCUUCUAGAGUGUUUGUUGCCAGGCUUUUCCCAGUGGAGCCAUUUUUUUUUUUUUUCCAGUGGAAAGUUUGUUAUAGGUAGAACACGCAUUUAAGUUGUGAGUGCUUCCUAAAAGUGAAUAGUAGAGUCCAGAGUUGAGGUUUAGAAUCCGUGGUGAAUGAUUUCUUAAGUUCGUCAAACCAGCAUGCAGAAUUGUACCACCCCAAGUUUUGCAAUCUCUCAAAUGUUGAUUUUGUCCAUGAGUUGUGUGAGUUAAUGCCACAUUCCAAGCACAGAGUGGCAAUUGGUUGGAAUUAUGAGGUCUGUGUUGAGAUGUAUAAUCUUUUUUGGUAAGGCAAUAUUGAUAACAUGACCAUAUAUGUACAUUUAAUUAAAUUUAUGUAACGUGCAUUCUCACUGGCAUUUGGCUCAUGCUAUGGUAUAUGAAACCACAGCUUUCUGUAUGAUCGCAAGUAGUCUGGUCCCUACCAAAGCAGAACUGUUGUACAGCCAUACUUUGCUACGGUAGAAAUACAUUUAACACAUCCAUGGGAAAUGCUUGAAGUGGCUUCCAUGAGCACAGGUUAUUUUCAAUUCAGACAUGGCCUACUCUUGUAAGUGAGAAUGAUGGAAGAGGGCCCUCUUGUGGUCUGAGCAUGACAACUUGCUUUUAACGGUGAGAAUUAAACACGUGUGUAUCAGAUAACUGA